AUGCUUGUCACUACUUUUGCCGUUUUGAUAAACUGGGUAGUCUUAUCUUUCCUUGAAACGCAAGACGAACCAUUCGAAAUCUCGCAACCAGAAAUAUCAUUCACACAAAUGUAUUCAGCACGAUCGGAUCCAUUCGACGAUAACGAAGCUUUGCUAAAACGCCUUCCGCAACCAUCGAUACCACGCACUUAUUACGAUAUUCAGACUCAGAGCCCAAGGUCGCGAUUCAUCUUCCGAAAUGCCGUACGAGCUGCACCUCCCAUCUUGGCGGGCACUUUCUGGUUUUCGAUGAUGUUGUACUUUUUGAUCUACUACGAAACACUUCCGAAAGAUACCCAAGGCCGCCUCCCAAGGAUCGGACCUGCAUACAGCACCUUCCCCUACAUAUCCUGUAUUGGUGCUGUAAGACUCAACUAUUUCCGCGGUUUCGCUUGCGUCGUUGCUCCUCUCGUCAGCCUAGCCUUCUUGCUUGACUUUUGGACGGGACGAAAUGUAACCCCCGGGAAGUUGUUCCGUACCGCAAAGCUCUUUUUCGGAACCAUAUCCUCGGUAUUCUUGGUGUUGCUUAGCUUUGAAAGUGUAAACAGUGGAAAUCAUCUGCAUCUUAUCUUUACCUCUAUUCAGAUAUGGUGUAUGGGCGCGGCGAAGCUGUCGGACUAUUUUCUAAGUUACCGCAUGCGAAGGCAUGAUCGUAAGAACCAAUAUCUUCUGUUCGCAAAACUAUGGAAGAAGUGUAUUGGUAUCGUUGCAGCGCCUGCCUCAGCAAUCACAUUGUUUGGAAUUUACGGUUGCACAAUGCCUGUGGGACUUCUACCAACCACAGCAAAAUGUUACAAGUUGACAUCCUUCUCCGCACCGUCCGAGUGGAUUCUCGCAUUGUGUUGGAUCACAUAUCUCUUUGCAUUGGGAUACGAUUUGUACCAUGCCGAGACUGUUGCCACGAGAAUUAUCUCACUUACCAGCCAACGAGGCACUCCGCAUGGCAAAUCACCAAGUGCGGAGAUGAGGCAACUCAGGUUGGCAAGGGUACUGGGGGGUAACCACGAAGAUACUGGUUACAACCCAGAAUAUACCGUGGCUAGAACGUUAAAAUAUGCUUUUGUUCAGUCACAAGAUAUAGAAGUAUAA
Messenger RNA from Paraphaeosphaeria sporulosa, 1128 nucleotides. RefSeq lists its product as uncharacterized. The transcript is spliced from 3 exons. Bases 1 to 1128 code for a protein of 375 amino acids. NCBI's taxonomy places the organism in Eukaryota, Fungi, Ascomycota, Dothideomycetes, Pleosporales, Didymosphaeriaceae. The record is from RefSeq and is a predicted model, not a curated record.